AUGUGUAAGGGUGAAUUUCGCGAACUUGACCCGUUACACAAACUGUCUUCCCUACGACUUGACCCCCAACGGACUCUUGAUCACGUACAUCAUGACAUUACUUACCAAAGAAGCGACGAUGAUUUUUCCACGGAGUCUCAAAGCCUGUGUGAAGCAAAGACUUCAUCGACUUUGGACCCCAUGCCAAGACCAGUAAAAUUCGGACAUCCUAUCGUUCCACGGACAAAGUAUUGA
This is a messenger RNA of Plasmopara halstedii, 234 nucleotides long. RefSeq lists its product as uncharacterized. NCBI's taxonomy places the organism in Eukaryota, Oomycota, Peronosporomycetes, Peronosporales, Peronosporaceae. The record is from RefSeq and is a predicted model, not a curated record. The coding region runs from base 1 to 234 and encodes 77 amino acids. The transcript has 6 exons.